CACGGAGAGUAAAAACCGACAAUGUGAGGCCCGUACGUUCGAAAUUCAUCCAUUCGUUAUUUGAACCACUUAAUCCAGUUGUUGAAAACUGCGCUGACCGUGACCUUACUCUGACGUCGAUUUAUCGCGCCUGGAGACAGCUUAGCCAACCCGGAAGUGCAGUUAGCAAACACUGCGGCACCAAAGUUCGCCGACGGCUUCAGAGACUUUUUACGAACUCUCCUUCUUGCCAGUAUUACGUAAUUUUUUUGCCCCCAAAAUGCCCGACCACCAACUACCACCACUAAGGAUUGUGGCCGCGCGGUGUAGAGCCAGCGACGGGCUGGAGGGCUUCAAGGCUCACGCCGUGUUCCAGGAGAUCAACAAGAAGCUGCAGCAAGUGAGAAGGAAUGGAGGAUUUGCGGCACGCGCCGUAUCUCAAGCCACAAAGGCCGGCGCAGAACUCCGCCUUAGCCGUCGACCGAUUUUCUGGCCUCGUUUUGCUUGCGCGCAGGCCUUCUUCCAGGGCAAGCUGAAGAUCACCGGCAACAUGGGCCUGGCUAUGAAGUUGCAGAACCUUCAGCUGCAGCCCGCCAAGGCCAAGCUGUAGCCGCCCGCAGGCGGGGGAGGGACGGCGGUCACGCGACUUCCACACCACUUCCGGUCCCACGAGUACCAGCUGAAUAAAAGCCGCCACAUUUGAGGAGGGAACAAAAAUGUACAUAGACGACGUGGGUCUCACUUGUCUGCAAGGCGUCGACCUUCUUUUUCCUUGGUGUCAUCCAAACUUCACUCUGGCAAACAAGGACCAACAGAUUUCAAAUACACGCACGGGAGGUGACUGGAAGGGUCCGGCCUGCACGUCCUCGUGAUUGCCGGCGCCCCCGCGGCCUUUCGUGAGGAUGCGGCGCUUGAGAAAACCGAUGGGCGGGCGCCACCGAGACCAACUUGCUAACGCCGUCGGAAUGCAUGCUUUUGCAUUUUAUGCGCCGGCCGUUUGAAAUCAUGUACUCUUUGGAAUAAAGUGAAUAAAAGUGCUUUGAAUCUGA
This is a messenger RNA of Hippocampus comes (tiger tail seahorse), 1028 nucleotides long. Its product is annotated as non-specific lipid-transfer protein-like. The coding region runs from base 260 to 589 and encodes 109 amino acids. The record is from RefSeq and is a predicted model, not a curated record. Lineage: Eukaryota; Metazoa; Chordata; Actinopteri; Syngnathiformes; Syngnathidae. The transcript is spliced from 4 exons.